UCGGUGAACUCGCGCGUUACACCUUACACUUUGGGUAUACGACGGUAAAGAGGGGGUCUGAUUUUUCUUUUUUUCAAUAGUUCCAAAUUUUCCCCGCUUCAAAUUAAAAUCUUUUUAAAUGACACUGUGCUUUAAAUAAAGUUCUUCUCUUUUACGUUUCGAAUCAUUUUCUCGGCUAAAGUUUAUAUAUAUUUAUUACCAAAAAUAAGACGAAGAAGAAGAAGAAGAGGAAGUGAUCGUUCAAGGCAAGGAUCCAAAGAAACAAAAAAUAUUCCCUCAAGGACGACGACGAGAGUUCGAGUAUACAAUGAUGACAUCGCUAGUUUUUCUGGUUCCCAUAUUGGUCGGAGUAACGGCGGGUCCAUUUCAACAGUCACCUGAUAAUCGAUUGUCUAAACGAAACGAAGGAUCAUUUCCUCUUACCUCGGAAACCUUGACGACCGAUAAUAAUAACAAUAACGACGAUAACGAAGGGGAUGAAAGUAAACCAAAGAAAUAUUUUGAACAGGAUAUUACGAAGGAUAGCAGUAGUACUCUUUCAUCAUUUUUAAAUAAGUAUCAAAGAAACGAAGGAAAAACGGAAGAAGAAAACGAGGAAAAAGUUAAGGAUAAAGUUACGAAAAAAAAUAGAAAGCACAAAGCCAUUUUUAUGGAUUAUCCAUUGAUAUCAAGAUUACGACAAACUUAUCCUAACUCGCCUAAUAACGACAUCGGUUAUAACUAUAUUUACGAUCCCAAUGUGGAAGAAAGGACAUCAAGUAAUACGGAUGAAAAGUAUCAGGAGAGCAAUAUCUUUUACAUUAGACUACCACCGACUCCCUAUAUGUUUGUACCAGGUUUAGGAUACAUUUCUCAACCACCAACUUACUCUACUGCCAAUCUGAGACCGCAUAUCCCCCAGUCGAAACCAUCGAGACCGCAAGUUCAAACUUAUCAGAGACCGAAUCCUUUUAUCAAGUUGCCGAUAGACUUUGUGAGCAACGGUAAACCAACUUCCGUCUAUCAUUGGCAAAAGAAGAAACCUCUGACCAACGUCAAACUAACAACCGACAGUCCAAUCACCAAUCUCGACAAUCUCAAACCCGGUUUUGUGAAUAACGGCAAGCCAACGACUAUCUAUCAAUGGCACACGAAUCUGAAACUUGGCAAGAGGCCCGAUGACUACGUCAAUAAUCUUGACAAGGGACCUUACUUAUUCAAUGGAAAACCAACUAGUUUGUAUCUUCUUAAAUCUGACGGUACAAGUUCCGGUCAUCGGCCAAUUCGAUAUUCCAGUUUUGAGAAUGAUAAUGCGUAUUAAAACAACAUAAUGCUAAUUAUGAAAUUUCAAUCGCCAAAACCCUACUGGAGAAACGAAAAAAAAAUUAAUGCUCGUUAAUAUUAUUAUUAUUAUUAUUAUUAUUAUUAUUAUUAUUAUUAUUGCACGUGAAUGGUGGAAAUCUGCUACUAAUUUUACAGCUUAAAGCGCGACUCGUAACGCAUUGUAAUAAUUUAUCGACUAACCCUCUUCUAUUGAGAAGGGAGGAGGUUCGUUCAGUGAUUUAUGUCUCGUCGAUGACCUUGUAAAGGUGCUAGCCAUUACUCCGCUUUCAAAUGGACUAUGCGGUUCGGUGUGUAUAGUAAACGAGGUGCCAGUAGAAAGUAACGGUAAUGUAAUUAAAGCAGUCCUUUUAAAGGUGGCUUAUUAUGUAGUUGUAUGUAAGAAUGAUCAAUUAAUGAGUUCUCACGUGAAUAUCAUUCACUUUUAUUUCCUUGUCUUCAUAAUAUUAAACCUAUAUGUUUUCUUUGACGAUGAACAACACUACCUAGUGGACAAUUUGUAUACGAGAAAUAUAACACUAUUAUAUUAUCUAUUCCUAAUGAGUCGUAGUUAUGUAUAUGCAUAUAUGUGGUAUGUUGUAUGAAUGUAGAUUUAUAAGUAUGUAUUUGUUUGUUUUUUUUCCUACGAAAAAAUGAUAGCUAAGUACUAUUAUAGCGCGUAUAGUCCAAAUGUGUAAUU
This is a messenger RNA of Polistes dominula (European paper wasp), 1999 nucleotides long. RefSeq lists its product as uncharacterized. Lineage: Eukaryota; Metazoa; Arthropoda; Insecta; Hymenoptera; Vespidae. The record is from RefSeq and is a predicted model, not a curated record.